Messenger RNA from Guyanagaster necrorhizus, 174 nucleotides. RefSeq lists its product as uncharacterized. The transcript has a single exon. The record is from RefSeq and is a predicted model, not a curated record. NCBI's taxonomy places the organism in Eukaryota, Fungi, Basidiomycota, Agaricomycetes, Agaricales, Physalacriaceae. The annotation marks the transcript as partial.
GCUGACAGGAUUACUACCUUCUGCUGGACUCAGAUUUCACUCUUUUAUGCAGCCUAUAGCAUAGAACCUCUUCUUUUCUUUGAUAUUCUGUUAGCAAUAUUCUUAUUCUUGGAGUUUACUAGAAAGGUAUUAGAGUCAGAUCUCCUGUAUAUGCAUGUAUAUCAGUUAGAGUAA